AUGUCUUCCUCUGCGUGGGUGAUUUGUUUUGUUUCCAUCCGUUUUGAUCUUGAUAUUGGCCCCGUUAUUGAUCAUGUGGUCCCAAGUGAUGCCCUCAGUGAUGAGGGAAAACGUAUUCUCACACAAACCGCCUUUCCCGACUGCAAUCCAGAGAGUGGACAUGAUCUCAUCUUUUUCUUUCACAUGAAGGACGUCACCGCCGCAGCGGCGAGAAGUCAAGCCGAGACAGUUGUAGCCCCCUGCAGAAAACAAACCGUCUCUUAUAUUCAUGGAGCUACAUACUACCGACAGAAACGAGAUCCAUCAGUGCCGCGAGGAUAUGUACAACAGGCAUUUGUGUUACUCUCACGAUUACCGUAUAUGGCUGUGCAUGAACUUAUUUUACGUGUGGUCGUCCCAAGACUCUGUCAAUGUUGUGAACUUUCACCUGAUAUGGAUAAGGUACCUGUGUUAAGUGCCCUUUCACCUAUUCCAACAACAUUCUUUGAAGUGGAUUCCUCCUUUAAUCCUAGUCAAUAUUCACAGAAGGAAGUAUUAGAAAGAGCCAUAGAAGAAAUUGAGGGAUGGCCUUCACCGCAUCCACACGUACAAUAUAAUGUUACUCUUCUUUAUCAACCAUUAACAUUUGUAACUCCUAAAAGAUGUUUACAAAAAAUAGAUGCAGAAAUUAGUCCAGUGAAUAGACAUGCCAUGCAUUUGGAUGAUCGUGUGGCAUUUUUAGGAAGUAAACAUCAAUCCGUUGGGGCACGUGAUGUUAUUCCUCUCUAUGCAUUAUUGAGUGAACUUCUUCGUCAUUUAACACAAAUAUGGGAAUUACUUCUUUGUCAUGAAUCUAUUUUUAUUUGGAGUAAUACACCUUCAAUGGCAUCUGCGGUAGCAGUGGCUGUCGCUUCUCUGGUUCAACCUCUUGAAUAUAAUGGGAUAUUACGUUCAUACUUUACAGUACAGGAUGAGAUAUUUAAUCGAUUUUCUCGUAUGGGAAAAGGAAUUCCUUUCUCAACAACAGAGAGUAUUAUUGUAGCUGGAACCAAUCCAUUUUUUUUCCGUGCCUUUGAUGGAUGGCAUAAUAUACUUACAGUUGUGGAUAGACAAGCGCGUAGUACUGGUGGGGCCAUCACAGUAGAAGAAAAAGGUAAUAAUGGAAAUGAAUGUACCGAUGCGAAUACAGGGAAUGGGAUGAAUCCAAUCACAAUAACAACAACAACAACAACAACAACAACAUCCUCAACAACAUCAUCCUCAACAGCAACAACACCUGUAAGAAGAGGAGAAGGUAGUGGUAGUGGUAGUAAUAAUAAUAAUAAUAAUAAUCAUCAUCAUCAUAGUGUAUCCCCUAAAGGUAUACCAUUAGUGAAUGAACACAUGACUCCACCAGAGAGUCCCCGUGUGUUUACGUACAGAAACUUUUUUCCAGUCUUAACAGCAGCAAGACAAAAUACAUCAUUUCUUCCUAUCAUGUCAGGUGGUGGAACUGGAGAUAAGUGUUUUAAUCAUCACAAAGUAGUUAAUAUGUUUAAGUCUACCUAUCCUUUUCUGGUGGAUCAUAAAGCCCAGACGGCCAUUCUUCUUCAUCGAUUAGAACAAGCAUCACGUUUAAAUGCAGAAGCCCAGUUAGCUUCCUUAAACGCUCAUGUAUGGAAUGGAAUUAGUCAUUUAGAAGAAUGUACAAAUAGUUCAGAUGUGACGGAUUGUACAGAUCGAAUAAAUACUGAAUCCGAUAGUGCACAUAUUUUCUCUCAGUAUAGUAUUGCCGAUGAUAUUGUUCGAAAGUUUUUCGUAACCCUCACAAAAGAGUUUAUUAAACCUGUGAAUGCCUGGUUUCAAGCCAUGACCUCUCCACUUACUGUCUUUCAUCUCUGUGAUCCUGCCACUGUAUGUGCGUUAACUUCAGAUUCUUUUCUAAACUUUUUAAAAGAAAAUCGUGAGAGUGUUCCUUCUUUUUUGUCGUGUCAUCCAUACAAGACGUAUAGUGUCAUGUAUGAACGAUUUGCAAAAGGAUCGCUUUUUCACUCCGUCGUUUGGCAACUCGUUGAAACGAAUAUUCGACAAGGAUUGGAAGAAAUGCAGGUGGAUGUUUGGGCAAGGGAGUAUCCCUCAGAGGCGGAGCGUAUUGAUAUGUUUAUUAAUUUAUAUAAACUUGUUCAACGGGAAGUGACCCACUCUAUUGAUCCAGAUGUUGUGUUUGUUACCAUGGCGAUAUCUGUUUUAGCAGAAAUGGUGGCGUACGUGAGUGAGCCCCUGCGGGAUCAGUUUAUGCUGAAAAUACGGGAAUUGAAGAUAUGA
Molecule: messenger RNA, 2283 nt
Organism: Trypanosoma theileri
Lineage: Eukaryota; Euglenozoa; Kinetoplastea; Trypanosomatida; Trypanosomatidae
Exons: 1
Coding region: 1-2283 (760 amino acids)
Cellular component (GO): recycling endosome
Molecular function (GO): guanyl-nucleotide exchange factor activity
Source: RefSeq, a predicted model, not a curated record